AUGCAACCCCCCAAAAAACCACACCGUCUUGCCCGUAUCCGCGCGCUGCAAAACGGCAAGGAAUCCAGUAUUGACAUGUCCAUUUCUAGAUAUCUUUUAGAAGGCAAUUAUCGAGAGACAGCGGUCAAAUUUCAGAAAGAGUGGCACAAGACAGAACCGCAUCGCCAGCUCGACUUUGCACGUCAUGUCAAGAGCCAUGCCUUGAUAAAUGUUCUGAAUAAAGGUCUACUUUACAAUUCGCUCGAAAGGGACUUUGCCCAUUCACAACAACAAACGCAGCAGCAGCCACUGCAGCUACGGGAGAAAGAAAAUGCAGCGGCAGUGGCCGAGGUGCCGCAAGUAGGGGUGUUUGGUCCGCUAGUUGCGCCUCCACCUCAUCCUGGGCCUGCAGCUGGUAUUACUGCUGGAGCUGGAGAUGGACAGACCGAAGUCAAGGAGCACGACCCGGAUGAGGAUGCAGAGGGCGAAGAGGAGACGAUUGAGGAGAUUGAAAACUCACGAAAGCGUCAAAUGGAAGGGUCACAACAGGCGCUCGUCAAUGGCGGCGGCGGCGGUUCACCAACCAAGCGUCCCCGGCUGAGCAAUGGCUACGAAAAUGGUGUUGGUGUGGAUGCAGCUACGGACCCCAUGGAACUCGAUGGCCAGCACGGCGGCGACAACCACGCUUACCCGUCCCCCCUGGAAGGCGAACAAGCGCCGACCCCGAUCCCGCGUACUGACGGCCCAGAGCAAGGCACGCAGGUCGAAAAGGUGCAGGAACUCACUACCGAGACCAUCUUCAUUCCCCUGAGCGCUGAAGACGCCUCCGUCUCAUCUCCAUCGCUGACCACAGCAGCGCCCCGAGGGGGAGUCAAUGGCGAGAACGCGCCUGUUUUGCUGCAUUGCCAGUGGAACCCCAAGGACCCAACCAUCUUGGCGGCUGGUGGGACCGAUGCACUAGCACGCAUUUGGACCGUCUCGCGUGCGACAACCGCCGCCGACCAGCACCAGGACCCUGCAUCCAAUCACGUGAACGGCACCAUCCCACCCUUCCACAGCCUGAUAAUGGACGGCAUCAGCCACAGGGCAAAUGUUACUGCCAUGGCCUGGAGUUGGGACGGCAAGUCUAUUGCCGUCGCGACUGAUGCCGACGGAAAAGGCAAGAUUAGCGUCUGGGACGUCCAUGGCAGUCUUGUACAUCACUACGAGGUGCCCGAAGCUCCUGUCAUCAAACUCCGUUGGAGUCCAAACGAUACUUCGAUAUUGGCCGUCUCGCCUGAGGGCAAUGACGCUCUCAUUACCGUCUAUCCCAUCACGGCCUUGAGCACAAUGUCCUAUGUCGUCAAGGACCACAACACGAUGCUCGACGUCGCUUGGGUGAACGAGAACGAUUUUGUCAUUGCCGGUGGGCAACUAUUGAAGUGCCUAACGUGCGACGACACGAGCGGCUCGAUCGACAUCAAAAAUUCAUAUGAACCACGGGAGGGCGACAAUUUGACGCAGGUGCAUUUCGAUUGGCGGACAUCAUUAGCUGCCACGUGUGGAGACCAGGGUUUUGUCGAGAUAUGGGACUCGACGGGUCGUCAACGUGAAAUCCGAACUCAUGACGGAGUUAUCACCGCACUUGCUUGGCAACCACUACAAACUUCACCUCCUGAUGACGAGCGGCUUAUCGCAUCCGCCGGUGAAGACGGCGCAAUUUUCAUCUGGAAUGCUCGAUCCACCGACGGCAAGCCCAAGUGCUCAAUGACUAUGGGAGACCCAAUUGUCGCCCUUUCAUUUACUCCUGAUGGAGCAUUCAUUGCCGGCGCAACACACGAUAAGAUCUUGAUCUGGAAAGUAGGCGAUCACAGCAUACCAAGAGCGAGCUGGGAACGCAUACCACAUCCUUCAAGUCCACGGCUACAAUCUGAGACAGAUGAGGAAGAUGAGCAUUGCCUUUCCUGGGAUGCGACAGGCCAAAGGCUUGCAUUUGGUGUCAAUAGUCGGCUUGCCAUCAUAAACUUCCGGUGA
This is a messenger RNA of Pestalotiopsis fici W106-1, 1992 nucleotides long. RefSeq lists its product as uncharacterized. Gene Ontology annotation, molecular function: protein binding; transcription corepressor activity. Gene Ontology annotation, biological process: regulation of transcription by RNA polymerase II. The transcript is spliced from 5 exons. The record is from RefSeq and is a predicted model, not a curated record. Gene Ontology annotation, cellular component: Set3 complex. Bases 1 to 1992 code for a protein of 663 amino acids. NCBI's taxonomy places the organism in Eukaryota, Fungi, Ascomycota, Sordariomycetes, Amphisphaeriales, Sporocadaceae.